GGACAUAUAAUAUAUACAUUCGUCAGUGUGAAACCAAUACUGCUAACACUUACACCCGCUAUGCGCUUCCUAUUUGACAAGUGAGUUGUGGUGAUGAGGGGAAGUAUGAUGUUAUUCGCGCUGACGCCGGAGUCUACUCUCACAAAGAAUAUCGCCAGACACCUCAACCUACCUGUAGGAGCCAUGACAAGGAGGAAACUUGCCAACACAGAGACACUCGUAGAAAUAAGGGAAUCAGUGAGGGGUAAAGACGUGUACUUGAUCUUCAGUUGCACAAAGGACUUUAAUAACUCCAUAUUGGAUCUUCUAAUGGUGGUAGAAGCAAUGAAGAACGCUUCUGUUGGCACUGUAACCAUAGUCCUACCUUCCUUCCCUUACGCUAGGUACGACUGUGUGAGCAGGGUUGACAGAUGUCCUAUAGCCAGACUUAUAGCUGACAUGUUACAAUCUGUGGACUGCGAUAGAGUCCUAACCAUGGAUCUUCAUACUCCUCAGGUACAAGGCUAUUUCGACCUGCCAGUGGACAACAUAACCGCAGAACCAGCCUUCAGGGACUGGAUAAAGGAAAACCACCUCAAAAAGGCAGUUCUAGUCACCCCAAAUCCUGAGGGGACGAAAAGAGUGGCUCAAUUCUCAGAGAGUAUGGGUAUGCAGUUCGCUAUAGUACACGUGGCUGAUAACGAGGAUUCAGCGGGACCCCACCGACCUCACUCCCUCGUCGGCAAUAUAAAGGACAGGGAUUGUAUAAUAUACGAUGAUAUUGCUGAUAGGUGUGACUCCAUAGUGAAGACUGCAGAGUUUCUAAAACUAAAAGGUGCCAAGAGGGUGUUCUGUAUGGUUACACACGGACUCUUUACUAAGGAGUCACUCCAGAGGUGUGCUGCCAGCCCAAUAGACGAGCUAGUAGUGACAGACACGAUAGACCAGCAAGAGAACCAGGAAAUCUACCCUAAACUCCACACAGUUGACGUGUCUCAUCUGUUUGCUGAGGCCAUCAGACGAGUUCACAACAACGAGCCGCUACUUGCCCUCUUUAAAUUGUAAUCACCUUUAUAGCUUGAUCAUGUCAUGACAAUUACUCUUGCAAACAUUUUAUCAAAUAAUGCUGAUAUUUUGGCCGAGUCGAUGAACAGUUAUUUAAAUUCGUUAUGGUUUUUCAACGUUUAUCUACUGGUUAAUGUGUAUACGGUUAAAACUAAAUUAUUCACUUUUUCAAUUUUGUUUCAAAGCCGAUCAUUUUUGACUCUUCACAAUGAAA
This is a messenger RNA of Bolinopsis microptera, 1258 nucleotides long. Its product is annotated as ribose-phosphate pyrophosphokinase 2-like. Bases 94 to 1044 code for a protein of 316 amino acids. Lineage: Eukaryota; Metazoa; Ctenophora; Tentaculata; Lobata; Bolinopsidae. Gene Ontology annotation, cellular component: cytoplasm; ribose phosphate diphosphokinase complex. Gene Ontology annotation, biological process: ribonucleoside monophosphate biosynthetic process; purine nucleotide biosynthetic process; 5-phosphoribose 1-diphosphate biosynthetic process. Gene Ontology annotation, molecular function: magnesium ion binding; ribose phosphate diphosphokinase activity. The transcript is spliced from 9 exons. The record is from RefSeq and is a predicted model, not a curated record.